This is a messenger RNA of Cylicostephanus goldi, 614 nucleotides long. The record is from the annotation of a GenBank genome assembly. Lineage: Eukaryota; Metazoa; Nematoda; Chromadorea; Rhabditida; Strongylidae.
AUGAGAAAUCAGACGAUAGCUCCUAUACAGUGGGAUGAGCCUUUGCUGAAAGUAUUACCUGAUAGGACCCUCGGCGGUAGAUUAGAUAGUGGACAGAUCCAAAAAUUUGACUCUAUUGUACGCGAAGUCAAGACAAUUUCUAUGUUGACCAAAUACUUCCCAUCGAGAAUAACAGAUGAGGAUUGGCAAAUAUUGCUUGAGUGCGAAACGAGAAAACAGAGAUUCGACCACAUAAAGUUUCUUCGGAGUCGUGAGCUGGAGAAAAUCAAAGAUUUGGAGAAGAAACGGGCAAAGGAAAAACUUGAAAAACUCCAAAAACCUAGAGCGCUUUCGGAUAAUCCUCCUCCACUAUACUACCCUGCCACAAAACUGGUGAAGGAUCAACGUCGUCACCAAUGGUACAAGGUAGCCCUUGCCUAUUUGUGUAACGCUCCUCGUAUAGUAAUCGACUGCCGCUUUUUACCGUUAUUGUCACCUCGAGGGGCGGAAUUGACUGCGGUGCAGCUGAACUACCUCAUCAGCGAGAAUCGUGAUAGCAAGACGCCAUGGCAGGUGUACUUUGCGAAUUUUGAUCUUUCAUCGAAGCGAGUUCAACGUCUCCAGCAGAAGUAAGU